CUACUUCCUCUCACGAGAAUCCUGUGAAUUCUUAUCCACUCACGCGAAUUUGGUUCUUGCGCCACAGUUUUCUAGGGUUUCUCUCUUUUUCUGAUUUAACAAUCAUAUAUUCCCUGAUUAUUGGAGGUUGAUUUUAAUUUAUUCGGUGAUAAGACAGAUUUAAACAAAUUCAUAAAGUUUGAUAUCAUCCAGGUGAAUGAUCUAAUGGAGUCUAAAGGUGGUAAGAAGUCUAGUAGUAAAUCCUUACUCUACGAAGCACCCCUUGGCUACAGUAUUGAAGACGUUCGACCAAACGGUGGAAUCAAGAAGUUCAGAUCUGCUGCUUACUCCAACUGCGCUCGCAAACCCUCCUGACAUUCCUUAAGUUUCUCUCCUGCACGUGUCUCCUGGCACAAAAAA
Molecule: messenger RNA, 399 nt
Organism: Nicotiana tabacum (common tobacco)
Lineage: Eukaryota; Viridiplantae; Streptophyta; Magnoliopsida; Solanales; Solanaceae
Source: RefSeq, a predicted model, not a curated record